AUGAAUAUUAUAUCGUUCAAUAUAAGAGGAAGUGGGAGCUCUUUAAAGAGGAAAAAGGGCAACAAAUAUGUGGAGUGGACUGCUUCUCAUUCUCAGGGAGCUUCAGGAGGUAUGGCUAUUCUGUGGAGAAAAUUUUCUGACUCUGUUUUUGUCAAUUACAGCUUUUCUGGGUUAGGGUACGUAGGCAUUAAUGUUAAUUGGAAGGGUGUGACGUAUAACCUUGUUAAUAUCUAUGCUUCAUGUCAAGCUACUGAAAGGAGGUCGUUGUGGAGUAAUUUAGUAGAGAGAAAGUUGGCUUCUGGUAAUAUUGAAUGGUGCUUAGGAGGGGAUUUUAAUGAAGUCAUUAGACGAGAAAGAAUGAGGUUAAGGGGAAGUCACAGCAGUAGGAAUAUGGCAGAUUUUAGAAGGUUUAUUGAGGAUAUGGAUCUUAUGGAUGUUGCUUGUAUUGGUGGAAGGUUUACGUGGUACAAAGGGAACGGCACGACAAUGAGUCACCUUGAUCGGUUUCUUGUAUCAAAUAACAUGAUUGAAGAUUGGAGUUUUAUUGACCAAAGAGUGGGAGAGAGGGACGUUUCUGACCACUGUCAUAUAUGGCUCAAUGUGGGGAAGUUAGAUCGGGGACCUAAGCCCUUUAGGUUCAUCAAUACUUGGUUCAAUCAUGAAGGAUUUUUUCCGUUCUUAAAGGAGGAAUGGGGAAAAUUAGAAGUGCAAGGGCGUGGGAAUUUUGUUUUAUAUGAAAAAUUGAGGAGAAUGAAACUUAUUAUUAAGAAGCGGAAUAGAGAUAUUUUUGGUUGGAUUAAUUUACAUGUUAGUGAAAAGGUAGAUAACCUGAAUUUUCUAGACAUAAUGAUUGUUGAACACCGUGAAGAAGAUAUUUCUUCUAUGGUGGAAGAUAGAUAUAAUGUAACAGGGGAGCUUUGGAAAUCUUUGAGACUAAAGGAAGGUAUGUUAAGACUGAAAUCUAGGCAACUAUGGCUUAAAGAAGGAAACAAGAAUUCUCGGUUUUUUCAUAAUUCAUUGAGGAAUAGAAGGAGGAGGAGGAGGAUUGCAAUAACAUCGAUUAUGGGGAGGAGGGGUUUGGUAGAAGGAGUGGCAGAAGUGAAAGAAGAAUUGAAAAGUAAUUUUGAAGAGUUUUUUAGAGAUAGUAGUGAAAACAGACGUGUUCCAGCUGAGGUGAACUUUAAUCGUCUAAGUGAGGAGGAUAACUUUCAAAAGGAUGCAAGGCUAACAAAAGCUGUUUCUUCUUCUUUCAUUACGCUUGUUCCUAAGAUUGCUAAUCCCCAAGCUCUUCAUGAAUUCAUACCUAUAUGUUUAGUGGGAAGUUUGCAUAAGAUCCUCUCAAAACUGGUGGCUGCCAAAAUUAAAGUAGUGAUCGAAAAUCUUGUUUUGGUUAAUCAAUUAGCCUUUGUUCCCGGUCGAAAUAUACUAGACAGAGUUCUUUUGAUCAAUGAGGCGUUGGAUAUGGACUAUGUUUGUUUCUAUCUAAAGGGUGUAUCUAUCACUAAUGAAAUGCAUGAUUAA
This is a messenger RNA of Vicia villosa (hairy vetch), 1521 nucleotides long. RefSeq lists its product as uncharacterized. The transcript has 3 exons. Lineage: Eukaryota; Viridiplantae; Streptophyta; Magnoliopsida; Fabales; Fabaceae. The record is from RefSeq and is a predicted model, not a curated record. The coding region runs from base 1 to 1521 and encodes 506 amino acids. Gene Ontology annotation, molecular function: catalytic activity.